This is a messenger RNA of Triticum turgidum subsp. durum (durum wheat), 984 nucleotides long. Lineage: Eukaryota; Viridiplantae; Streptophyta; Magnoliopsida; Poales; Poaceae. The record is from the annotation of a GenBank genome assembly.
AUGUUCGCCGACAUGGGCUUUAGCUUCUCCGCCUACUCUUCUUCGCCAUCGGACUACUCCUACUCAUACUCCCCUGUCUUCUCCCACCCCCACUCAGACUACUCCUCCUUCUUCUCUCCCUCUUCCUCCGCUGCUCUGGCACAACCAUCAUCGCUAUCUCUGCCUCUCCUGCAUCAACAACAUCAAGCCACUGUUGUUGCUGCGCCCAACGACGUCGCCGCCGCCGCCAUGUACCACCACCUCGGAGACAUGGGGCAGCCAUCCCUGAUAUCAGAGUAUGACCUUGGAGCAGAAGGCGACCUGUUCAAGGCUCCGGAGCCCAUAAUCGAGGAACCGCUGCUCGCCCUCGACCCGGUCGCAGAGGCCAUCUCGAUGAUGUCCGGCAGCGGCAACACCAUCAAGGCGUCGGACAUGAGCCUGAGUGAGGCGCUGUACGAGUGCGAGAAGGAGCUCAUGGAGGAGUCGGCCAUCGAGGAGACCAUAUCCGAGCUGCUGGACGCCAAGAUCCCCAUGCUGCAGGUCGAGGACAUGCCCGGAGAGCUCAUGUCGACAACGACUGCUGCCGCCGGCGAGUGCUUGGUCCAGAAGAGCGUCAGCUCCGGGUGCCUCAACUCGGCGGACUGGAUCAACGGUUUGGCGAUGCAGCCCAACUUCUUCAACUUCCAAGGGCUCGACUUGGAGGCCGCGUUCGGGCUCCGGCGAGCCUACAGCGAGGGUGACGUUCAGAUCCUUGGUGCCAACACCCCUCCAGCUGGGAUCGCGGCAAAUGUGCACGCAGCUGGUGAGAGGCUUCUGACCAUCAGUGACCUGAAACGUGAGGAAAGGAAACAGAAGCUCAACAGGUACAGGGAGAAGAAGAUCCAGAGGAACUUCGGCAGAAAGAUCAAGUAUGCUUGCAGGAAGGUUCUAGCAGACAGCCAACCGAGGGUGCGAGGGAGGUUCGUCAAGAUGGAUGUCGGCGACAUGCUCAAGCCAAGGAAGUAG